Molecule: messenger RNA, 1932 nt
Organism: Puccinia triticina
Lineage: Eukaryota; Fungi; Basidiomycota; Pucciniomycetes; Pucciniales; Pucciniaceae
Exons: 1
Coding region: 1-1932 (643 amino acids)
Source: RefSeq, a predicted model, not a curated record
AUGAGCCGAUCAACCACCACCCUCAACACUUCUCGCUCGAAUGCACAGACACUCGGACGGAGGCCCACCCAAACCCCAGCCGCCACUCCUCAUGACCCCUCACGAUCCAUCCUGCUGAAAACCAACGCAUCCCUCUCACAGCUCAAACCAUCACGCUCAAGGCUGCCAGCCCAAACCAAGAACCUACCCGCCGAGCCACGCACGCCAGCCACCUUGAUGCGUCGGGGCGGCAAUCCGACCAUCAACCUCGUCUCCGGCCUCAACUCCCCCGCCCAAACGCCCCUUCUGACCGUCAAGCGUGAUGGCAAGAGUCGUCUGCCUAGAGCCGCACCCACCCCCACAGCCCCAACGCCCGGGAUCUCCAAUGCGGGCACCAAGAGAUUACGAGCGAAGAAAGUCUUGACCCUGCAGGCUCAGACUGCCUCUACCCCAGCCCCUCCUUUGUCAUCCUCCUCCAGUCUUGCGCGCACGCCCGGAUCUUCGAUCCCUCCAGCAGGAUCCAAACCGAGCUCCUCCAGUGGGCACAUCGAUCCGGACACGACCCCGCGAAAGAAGCCGUCCCAAGCGCCCGGACAACUGACCAGCGCCGCGGCCAAUCCGCUCAGCUCCAAGCUCCCUGUGCCUCCGCCUAUCCCCCGGGCCACCCAGAAACAGACCAGCAUCGCGUUCCCGUCGAUCGUUGAGGACCAAACGCCCCGCCGGCCGAUGACCCGAGCACGCUCGAAGCAGAUCCUCGACCGCUCCACCUCCUCGCUCGGCGUCUCGCCGCCGGACCCCAGCGGGAUCCCCCAGAUCAAGCGGCGGCCGUCGCGGGUGAUGCAGCUCGCACAAGCGUUCCAACAGGACGCUCUGCUGAGCGACAGCCACUCCAGCAGCAAGAACAACAUGCUCGGGGUCACCCCGCAACGCCGUCCGAGCAGUGCCUCCAACACCUCGCUCGUCUCCCCCGCGGGCUCUUUCAUCGGCAACUCGCCCAACAUCUCCGCCCUGGCGGCCUCGCUGAGCAAGCAAAACGUGCAACGGGACAGACUGAGUCGGGCGCGCUCGUCAGUGACGGACAUGUUACGCUACUCGACCAUGUCUUCCCUGGGCGGACUGCAUUGGGAGGACGGGGCAGACGGGGAGGAGGGGCUGUUGACGGACCCGGACUCGACGGAGGCUAUGGUCGCCGACAUCUCCAUGAGCAAGCUCACCCCGCUCAAGCCCGCCGUCCAGAACGCCGCGAUCGCCCUCGCCUCUGCCCGCGCGAACUUCCUCAACAUCGUCCAGGAAAACGAAGCGCAGAACAACGACAACAAUAUGGACUCCCACAUGCCCAAGACGGUGACCAGGGUCAAGAAGCGGCCCUCCUUCGGCUUCCUCCCCCCCGCGACUCCUCUCUCAAGGUCCCGGCUGUCCACCAGCACCUCAACGACCCAAAUGGGCCAACUAGUUGCACACGAAUCGCAGCUCGCAAUGCUCUCCGCCUCGCUCGAACAAUCCCACCAACGCGAACGCGACCUGCAGACCCAACUCGCCGCGCUCUCGGACCCCCAGGACCCGGGGGGAAAGAAGACGCUCGCAGACGCCGAGCGCGAAGCGGCGCUCGUCGACGAGAUCCGCAGGUUGGAGGCCGAGCUCGACGACCUCAAAGAGACCAACAUCGAGCUCGAAAACGCCCUCGAUUCGGCCCGCUUCGAGGCCGCCGAAUCGCGCACUAGAGUGGCCACGCUGCAGGACGACUGUGCCCGCCUCUCGGCGUCUUCUGCCCCUCGCCCCUCCACUCUCGCCGCUUCCAACGACCAACAGCCUCCGCCUUCUGCACUCAAGUUCGAGAAAUUCGCCCUCUUCAACCGCGAGAUCUCCAACGAACUCUCGGCGAUCAAAGAGCAACUGAACCUCAUCCAAUUCGCCAAAAUCUCCCUCGCAUUGGGCGUCCAUCUCUUGCCCUAG